AUGAACAAUCGCAUCCCACAAACAAUAAUCCGGCGGUUAAUCCGGCCCCAAUCAACUUCACCGUUCGCUACAUACCCUUUAUCCCGUUCUCACUACUUAUACUACGAACCUCCCCGUCGACACCUCUCCGUAAACUCUUUCAUUCCGCGAGUAUUCUCUCCGACAUGGUGGUCCCAGCAUCUUCCACAAGGCCUCUUUAAAUCUAAUGUUAAAUCCUCAAAAGAAACGGUCAAACGGAAAUGGGAUCCAGCAUGGGGAUUUAUCCUUCUGGCCUUGUUCGUAGGGUCACAAUCACUUAACAUAAUGGCUUUACGGCAGGAGUCGCAAGUCUUUAUCCGACGGUCAGACGCUAGGAUCGAAACCUUACGGGAGAUUAUUGAGAAUAUACAGAAAGGGAAGUGGGCCCCUGAUGGCGAAGAGGUUGAGAGGGCACUGAGGUUAGGGAAGUCAGAACGUGACGACCGACAGUGGGAAGAAGUGAUGAAAGAGAUCGAGGAGGAAGACUCCAAAUGGCAACAGGAGGCUCAGAGGCGGAGAGAGCUUAUCGAACAGCAAGAAACAGCCAAAGCGAAAUUCGCAGCUCUGGCAAGUCCGACAGCUUAUUCCGAACCGACAGCCUCAGACGAUCCCGCUUCCAAAGCGACUCCUCGACCAAAGAAGAAGAUCACAGCAGAUGAUUACUUUAUGUAA
This is a messenger RNA of Orbilia oligospora ATCC 24927, 690 nucleotides long. RefSeq lists its product as uncharacterized. The transcript has 2 exons. The record is from RefSeq and is a predicted model, not a curated record. Lineage: Eukaryota; Fungi; Ascomycota; Orbiliomycetes; Orbiliales; Orbiliaceae. Bases 1 to 690 code for a protein of 229 amino acids.